AUGAAGUUCUCAACCACUCUUCUCUCUCUCCUCCCCGCAGCCCUCACCCUUGCUGCCCCAUCGGGUCUCGAGCGUCGCCAGUCUUCCGGUUCCUCUAGCCUCUCCUACGACCCCCGCUAUGACGUCGGGGGAACCUCCCUCAACGAUGUUUCCUGCUCUACCGGUGACUUCGGUCUGAUCACUGAGGGCUUCACCGACUUCCAAUCCCUCCCAACCUUCCCGCUCAUCGGAGGCACACCUACCAUCGCCGGAUUCAACAGCCCGCAAUGCGGUGCUUGCUACGAGGUCUCAUACACCUCCGCCACCGGCGCCAGCAACUCGAUCACUAUAAUUGGCAUUGACGCCUCUCCCGGUGGUUUCAACGUUGGCCAGCAGGCCAUGGACACGCUGACCGGAAACCGCGCUGUGGAACUCGGCCGUGUCGAUGUUACUUGGACCCAGGUUGGCCGGGACCGCUGUGGAUUGACUCCUCGCAAGUAG
Molecule: messenger RNA, 480 nt
Organism: Aspergillus puulaauensis
Lineage: Eukaryota; Fungi; Ascomycota; Eurotiomycetes; Eurotiales; Aspergillaceae
Gene: aspf13
Product: allergenic cerato-platanin Asp F13
Exons: 1
Coding region: 1-480 (159 amino acids)
Source: RefSeq, a predicted model, not a curated record